AUGUUCUGCUAUAAAUAUAAGUUCCUUUCAUCCUAGAAAUACAAUAUUUUUAUGUUAAAAGAUGAGAUUCACUUAUAGCAUGUAUUUCUCAAUAUUAUGUAGGAAAAUGAAAUUGAAAUAAUAAAACUUAACUCCUUCCAGCCUAGAUUUAAAUGGUCAAAAUGCGACAUUUCUGACAUUGGAUAAUUUGAGUUAUUCGAUAAUUAAAAGAGCAGAAUCUAUAAGAUAGAUCCCUCUAUGGGAUUGUUGUUAAAGGAAUUUUUAAAUGGAAAAGUAUGCUUCUAAGGAAUCAAUAAUCAUUUCAAAAUAGCAAAAAUCAUCUCAAACGGAAAUUCUAGUUCUGUAUACUAUAGUUCUAUAUUAUAGAUUGUAAGAAUGAGACAUCUUCAAAAUGAAGAAUUGGUCACCUGUAAAAUUUAUAAAUAAGGCAGAUCAGAAUUAGAAUAAGUAUUCAAUCUAGACAUUAAUAGGAAUUUAGAAAUGAAGUCUUAGCUCUCUAGUUAUUAAAACAUAAGAAUUUACCAAAAAUUAGAGAAUAUUAUAUAGAAGCCAAUCAUAAUUAUAUUAUUUAUGAUCUCUUUGAAGGACAUCCACUUGAUAUUUGUAUAAAGAAUAAUAUUCUUGAUGAUCAAUAGAUGAUUCAUAUUAUGAAGGUAUUGUAGAUAAUUAUAUAAUAAAGGAAUUAUUAAAAGUUGUUUAAUUUAUGAAAAUGGAAGGAUACUCUCAUUAAAAUAUAAAAUUAGAAAACAUUUAUUAUUAUUCGUUGAUGAGUCAAAUAACUCUAAUCGACUUUGGAAAAUCUUUGUUCAAAAAUCAAUCAGUUACAGCUGGUGAUUCUUACUUCUCAAAAACAACUAAAGAUAAUUCAGAAUUAAAUACUUAAACUUGUCGAAAUACAUAUCCAGAUAAAGACUAUUUUGACUGUGGCUUAAUAUUUAUAUAAAUGUAUUUAUAUAUUUAGAAGUAGGAUUACUAAAAAAAUAGUUAAUUAUAAAGAUAUCCAUUAUUCAGAUGAUAAUAAUAUAAUAAUGGGUUUAAUUACAGAAAUUCAUAACCAAAAAAUUUCAUCUUUCCUUAUGAAAUUGUUAUCAUAAAAUAAAG
Messenger RNA from Paramecium primaurelia, 1101 nucleotides. The record is from the annotation of a GenBank genome assembly. NCBI's taxonomy places the organism in Eukaryota, Ciliophora, Oligohymenophorea, Peniculida, Parameciidae.